GACGCGCAUGCGCAAACCGCCGCCAAAGUUAACUCCUGAACUUCACAGAGCCGAAACAUUUCUUAGAUUUAUAAAAUCAGCGCGCUGACAUGGCAUUCCGCCGGAGAAACAAGAGCUACCCGUUCUUCAGCCAGGAGUUCCUCAUCCAGAACCACGCCGACAUCGUGUUCAGCCUGGUGAUUUUCAUUCUGAUCGGGCUGAUGUUCGAGGCAACAGCAAAGACGGCCAUACUCUUCAUUCAGCCUCAGUACAACAUCACCACAUUAUCACUAGAGGGAGAGGUGACUACGUAUCAAUAUGGGUGGAAGGACUGCGCCACCAUCCUCUUCUACUUCUUCAUCGCUAUCAUCCUCCAUGCUGUAGUGCAGGAGUAUCUUCUGGAUAAGGUGAACCGCCGCCUUCACCUGUCCAAGAGCAAAAACACCAAGUUCAAUGAGUCGGGUCAGCUGUGCGUGUUUCACUUGGUGUCGAGCGUGUGGAGUUUCUACAUCCUCAUUACAGAAGGAUAUCUCCUGCAUCCCAGCAGCCUUUGGGAGAACUACCCUCAUUCCCAUCUCAGGUUUCAGGUGAAGUUUUUCUACCUCACUCAACUGGCCUACUGGCUCCACGCUCUGCCGGAGCUCUACUUCCAGAAAGUACGCAAGGAGGAGAUGCCUCGUCAGCUGCAGUACAUCUGCCUUUAUCUGCUGCACAUCUCUGCAGCGUAUCUGUUGAAUUUGAAUCGUGUGGGACUGGUGCUCCUCUUUCUCCAGUACGUGUCAGAACUGGGCUUCCACAUUGCAAGACUCUUGUACUUUACCGAUGAGAAUCAUCAAAAGAUGUUUGAUCUGUGGGCGGUGAGCUUCGUCUUUACACGGAUGGCCACUCUGACCCUGAUGUUCCUCGCUGUGGGCUUUGGGCUGGCCCGUUCUGAGAAUCAGGGGCUCAACCUGGAGAUGGGAGACUUCAACACUGUCCUGAUAAGGAUGACUGUUCUCCUGGUGGUGUGUUUGACCCAAUCUUGGCUCCUCUGGAAGUUUAUCCGCUUCCAGCUGAGGCGCUGGCGGGAGUUCAGACACGAACAGGCGUUCCGCAAGAAGGCCGCGAAACAACCCCUACGGCAAUUAAAGAGGGACUCACUCGGCCAUCAUGAAAACGGCGUCCUUAAAGCCGAGAACGGACUCUCGCCUCGGACAAAGAAGCUCAAGUCCCCCUGAGGUGGCACGCCUCCUGGCUUCAGUGGUGGCUUUCUCCCUAGCUAAGGUUUCUCAUCGGCGCAGCAGUGAAGCCAGGGGAGGAGUACUGGUGGUCACAAAGUUUUGGCUGAGAACGGCCUGUGAUGAUACAGGGACUCGGUUACUGCGGACUUUGGCUUGAAUGCUGGAAACAAAAAUGAAAAUCCAAGGACAUCCUUUGAGCCCAAACAGGCAUUUAUUCCUUUCAUCAUAUCAGUAUUUUUUAUUUUUUUUUAUUUUAUACAUCCACACAGCCUGCAAUCCAACACUAAGGCACACCGUUGCAGAGUGAUUUAUAAAGAAAGAGUAAAGUGAGCAUUGUAUGCUGCACAUGUUAUCGUUGUGUCCAUGUUGAAUGUGUUUUUUUUUUUUUUGCAUACUCUCGAACAUAAGUACUGUACUGCAGCUCGUACUAUUGAGCCAGCUUUGCUUGUUUUCCAUUCUGCUCCACUGGUGCGGAAAAGCGUUGCUGAUGACAUGGUAUGAUAUGAACUAACUGGCAAAAAGAAUAAAAAAUAAAAAAUCGUGCAUUUCUCACUGGUCACUUAACAGAUUUGUAUCAAUUUAUGUAUUGCAGAUGUUACUGCAUGACAAUUCAUGUUCUUUUAUUUUUUUUCCCCUCCUCCCUAUUGUUAUGUUAAUUACUUUAUUAAAAAAUACAUUGGUCUGA
Molecule: messenger RNA, 1884 nt
Organism: Fundulus heteroclitus (mummichog)
Lineage: Eukaryota; Metazoa; Chordata; Actinopteri; Cyprinodontiformes; Fundulidae
Gene: tram2
Product: translocation associated membrane protein 2
Exons: 11
Coding region: 90-1196 (368 amino acids)
Biological process (GO): SRP-dependent cotranslational protein targeting to membrane, translocation; protein insertion into ER membrane
Cellular component (GO): endoplasmic reticulum membrane
Source: RefSeq, a predicted model, not a curated record